Lactuca sativa (garden lettuce) is the source of this 1134-nucleotide messenger RNA. RefSeq names its product transcription termination factor MTERF8, chloroplastic. NCBI's taxonomy places the organism in Eukaryota, Viridiplantae, Streptophyta, Magnoliopsida, Asterales, Asteraceae. Gene Ontology annotation, biological process: regulation of DNA-templated transcription. Gene Ontology annotation, molecular function: double-stranded DNA binding. The record is from RefSeq and is a predicted model, not a curated record.
AUGUUCUACCUCCGUAGCCACGUCGGGCGAGAGAUUUUCUCAAUCUAUCAAUUCAGAUCUCAUCUUUUCUACUCAACAGCAACUAAACUUUCCCCUGUUGAUGAAUCUACAUCUGCUAAAAGAAUCGAAUUUGUCGAUUUCCUCAUCAACACACUCGGAUUCUCCAAAGAAUCCGCCAUUUCCUCCUCAUCAAAGGUACGCCGUUUGAAAACCACUCGAAAUUGUGAUUCAGUUAUUCGUAUCCUCAAAAAUUGCGGCUUCGAUAACGCCCAGAUCAAAGACAUAGUCGCAUGGGUACCAAAAGUUCUACUAUACAGAGCAAACGAAACCCUAGAACCCAAAAUUAGGGUUUUUCUCGAACUCGGGCUGACCGGGCCGGAUCUAAUAAGUCUUCUCAAGAGAAACCCUUGCUUAUUCGAUUUGGGUUUACAUUCACGAAUAAUACCCACCAUUGAUUACCUUCGAGUCCUUCUGGGAACUAACGAAAAAGUGGUGGAAACUAUUAACAGAUCAAGAUGGUUGUUUUCAACAUCUAUUGCUUUAAAGAUGUUUUCAGACAAUGUCUUGCUCUUACAAACUUAUGGUUUCUCAAAUGAGCAAAUCAGUAAAUUUGUUCAUAAGAAUGCUAUGCAUUUCACACAACCACCCGAUUGGUUAACAAGUAAACUGAAUUGGAUAGAGGGAAAAGUAGGCAUUUCCCGUGAUUCAACUGAGUUUUUUCGUUGUUUUCAUGCAAUUGCUUCAAGUAGUCUUUCAGGAAUGGAUAAAAAGAUGGAAGUUUACAAGAGUUUUGGGUUUUCUGAUACUGAAUUAUCUACAUUGUUUAAGAACCAGCCUUACUGUUUUGCUUUAUCAGAAGAUACAAUUCGUAAUAAGCUUAGUUUCUUUAUGAAUGAGCUUGGGUAUACACCUUCUUACUUAGUAACUUGCCCAAGUCUUUUCUCAUUAAGUUUGGAGAAAAGAGUGAAACCUAGGAACAAAGUGUUGGAGAUUUUGAAGGAGAGAAUGUUGGAUGAAAGAAAGUCUCUUAUUACACUUGUUAGUUAUCCUGAAUUGAGAUUUCAAGAUUUCUUGAGACGAUUUGAGGACAAGAUUCCUAGUUUGUAUCAAACUUACAUUAGUAGCAUGAGGUAA